Messenger RNA from Ailuropoda melanoleuca (giant panda), 852 nucleotides. Its product is annotated as olfactory receptor 51V1-like. Gene Ontology annotation, biological process: G protein-coupled receptor signaling pathway. The record is from RefSeq and is a predicted model, not a curated record. Bases 22 to 852 code for a protein of 276 amino acids. Gene Ontology annotation, molecular function: G protein-coupled receptor activity; olfactory receptor activity. Gene Ontology annotation, cellular component: plasma membrane. The transcript has a single exon. Lineage: Eukaryota; Metazoa; Chordata; Mammalia; Carnivora; Ursidae.
CCUUUCUCCUCCAUCUAUGCCAUGGUCUUCCUGGGAAACUGUAUGGUGCUGCAUGUGAUCCGGAUGGAGCCAAGCCUGCACCAGCCCAUGUUCUACUUCCUGGCCAUGCUGGCCCUCACUGACCUGUGUAUGGGGCUGUCCACUAUGUACAUGGUGCUGGGGGUCCUGUGGGGGAUCAUUCGUGAGAUCAGCCUGGAUUCCUGCAUUGCCCAGUCCUACUUCAUCCAUGGUUUGUCCUUCAUGGAGUCCUCUGUCCUCCUUGCUAUGGCUUUUGACCACUACAUUGCCAUUUGCAACUCACUACGCUACUCUUCCAUCCUAACUAGUGACAAAACCAUGAAAAUUGGGGUGGCAAUCUUAUGUAGGAGCUCUUUACUCAUACCUCCAGUCAUCAUUGGCCUAAAGUUCUUAAAUUAUUGCCACCCCCACAUCCUUUCUCACUCUUUCUGCCUGCACCAAGACUUAAUUAGAAUGGCCUGUUCAGACAUCCGCUUCAACAGCAUUUAUGGUCUAGCCUUGGUAAUCAGCAACCUAUUGUUGGAUGCAGUGCUCAUACUUAUCUCCUAUAUCAUGAUCUUGCAUGCAGUCUUAGCUAUUGCAUCACAGGAGGAGAGAAUCAAGUCUUUGCAGACCUGUGUAUCUCACAUCUGUGCUGUUUCAGUUUUCUAUAUCCCAAUCAUUGGUUUGACUAUGGUACAUCGCUUUGGAAAACACCUCUCACCAUUGGUCCAUGUCCUCAUGGGCAACAUCUAUACCCUUUUCCCACCUUUGAUGAACCCCAUUAUUUACAGUAUCAAGACCCAACAAAUACGAAGGAGAGUCCAGAGAUUGUUUUAUCUGAAAAGAAUGUAA